AGAACCUAGUACACUCUCCCAAUCUUGCAGUGAGGCACACGACCAACAACCAUCAUGCUCUUUGCCAUUCCCGUCAGCCUGCUGGCUCUGCCCAUUGCGCAGGCCAUCGCCAAGCCAACCGGCAGCACGCCAGCGCCUGUAAAUGUGACUACGUGCAAUGGCAAGACUUACACCUACUCCGCGCUUGCGGGCUACGGCAAGCUCGCUGGCGACGCCCGCGACAAGUUCGGCGACACCAUUGGCGGCAUUGGAAGUUCAAUCGCGCUCGACAAGAAGAGCUGGAAGAGCAAGAAAGGCAAGAAAGAGGCGUACACCGGCAUCGUCUACGGUCUUCCUGAUCGCGGCUGGAACACCGAAGGCACGCAGAACACGCAGAGCCGCAUCCACAAGUUCAGCUUCGACUUUGAGAUUGUAGAGGCGACGGUGGAGAAGCCGGCGUCGCCCAACUUCAAGCUCACGUAUCUGGAUACGCUGCUGCUGAGUGGGCCUGAUGGCACGCCGUUGACGGGCCUCGACCCGACUGGCAACGUGUCGUACGAUGGCUUUCCCAGCCUGCCGUUGGCGACGUACACCGGUGAUGGCUUUGGAAAUAACGGAACCGGAGGCUCGCGCGUGCCUCUUGACACCGAAGGCCUGGUCCUUGGAGACGAUGGAUCCUACUGGAUCAGCGACGAGUACGCUGCAUACGUGUACCAGUUUGACAAGAAGGGCAAGAUGAUCCAGGCCAUCCGCACUCCAGAUGCUUUCGUUCCGCUGCGCAACGGCACUGAGUCCUUUAGCGCCGCCUCCCCGCCCAUCUACGACCAGGACUUGGAGAUCACUCCUGAAGACCCUUCUACUGGACGAGCCAACAACCAAGGUCUCGAAGCGUUGACUGCCAGCCCUGACGGCAAGUACUUGUACACCAUGCUGCAGAGUGCGACGAUCCAGGACGGCGGCUCCAAGGCAGCCACGCGCCGCAACACUCGCUUUCUCAAAUACAGAGUCAAGACCAAGUCGGUCGAGCUCGAGGCAGAGUACGCCGUCCAGCUCCCCGUACUCUCAACCGGCAGAGUUGCCGGCCAGUCAGAGAUCCACUACAUCUCCGACACGCAGUUCCUCGUGCUAGCCCGCGACUCCGGCGCCGGCCACGGCCAGGCCGCGUCCGAAUCCAUCUACCGCAACGCCGACGUCAUCGACAUCUCCUCCGCCACCAACAUCAAGGGCAAGUACGACGGCUUCAACGAGCAAAUCGCCAGCAACAAGGGCGUCCUCAAGAGCGACAUCGUGCCCGCGACCUACUGCCCCUGGCUGUCAUUCAACAACAACGCGCAGCUCAACCGCUUCGGCGUGCGCAACGGCGGCGCCCAGGACGCGGCGCUGCUGAACGAGAAGUGGGAGAGCUUUGCGCUGGGGCCGGUGGACGGCGACUUCGAGACCAAGGGCGAGGGCAAGGAGUACUAUUUGAUCUCGUUCUCGGAUAACGACUUCAUCACGCAGAAUGGGUAUAUCAACUUUGGCAAGCAGGCGUACAGGGAUGCUUCGGGGUUUGACCUCGACUCGCAGGUGCUGGUGUUCAAGGUCAGGCUGCCGAAGGGGGCAAAGCCGUUGUAGAUGAUGAUCCCGAUCAUGUAGACAUGGACUAUGCUUUCGUUUCUUGUUCACGCGUGGACCGCUGUAGUGAAUAGCAUGGAUGUUGCCGAUUAGGUAGACUAUGAUUAUGCUUUCG
Molecule: messenger RNA, 1708 nt
Organism: Boeremia exigua
Lineage: Eukaryota; Fungi; Ascomycota; Dothideomycetes; Pleosporales; Didymellaceae
Product: esterase-like activity of phytase-domain-containing protein
Exons: 2
Coding region: 55-1593 (512 amino acids)
Source: RefSeq, a predicted model, not a curated record